AUGACCAACAGACCGAAGCGAUUCCGUGUAGCGAUUAUUGGAGGGGGCAUUGCAGGUCUCAUACUCGGACAAUUACUCUCGGCUAGCCCUGACAUCGAAGCGCAAGUCUAUGAGCGGAACAAUGAAAGCGAGGAUCGCCUAGCCGGGUAUCGGAUACAACUGAGUCUAGAAACGCUCGAACUGUUGAAGACCCACUUGCCUGUCGAAACUUGGGACAGAGUUCUACCUAGCGUUGGUAAGACUCCGAAAGAAGGGUACUACCAUUCCUGUUUCAUGCGACCCGACGGGCAUAUUUUCUACACGUAUUUGCCAGACGAGUUUCGAUCUACUGCAGCAGUUUCACGGCUGAGGCUGCGGAAGGGGCUACUACAUGGGUCCGCCAAGUUCUUGCGGUUGGGAAAGAAAUUCUCUGGGUACGAAGAGUUGGAAGAUGGGCUAGUGAGAGCUCAUUUUACGGAUGGAAGUAGUUGUGUUUGCGACCUUCUUAUUGGUGCUGAUGGCAUAUCAUCGCGCGUGCGACGCAAGCUUUUACCGCACAUAAAAACAGUGCAAACUGAUAUGGCCAUCAUUUACUUCAAGGUGCCGUACACCCGGGAGGUGGAAAGUAUGAUCCCGUAUAAGACUGGUUGCCUAGUCCUGUACCCGAAUGGCCAGGAAAUCACGAUUAUGACGUGGCAGAAUCCGGAGCAGCCGUAUGCGAAGGGACUUGACCCGGAGCAUAUUGAACCGGAAACUUCCUAUGUCAUGGUCGGAUUUGGAAGCCGACUAGAUAGUUUUAUCAAUCGGUCAAAACCACCGACUGAGAUGAGUUCGAGUGAGCUUAAGGAGGAGUGCAUUGCGAGAGUCCAUGAACACCCGACCCACUCUUCUAUCAAGGCAUUGGUAGAGCUCAUAGUUACGGACUCAUGUUAUACGAAUAUCUUCAGGAUGGUUGAUGUUCCGAGGGCCUGGGACUCGGAUAGAGUCACACUUGCAGGAGAUGCGGCCUUCAACAUGGCCCCAUUUCUAGGCAAAGGCGCCGCUUGUGCUAUGAUGGAUGCUAUAGACCUAGCCAAGACAAUAAUAGGUCUGCCUCAAGCAACGGCUCAGGACCGCCGACUCAUGCUGCGACAGUAUGUUAAUACUAUGCGGGAAAGACGGCUAAAGGAGAGGAAACGCAGCGCAUUUGUCAUGAACAUCUGUUUCUUCGGCACGACCACCUUCCGUGCUGCCCUGCGAGACUAUGGAAUGGAGGUCGCCAAUCUUUGGCUCACCAGCAGCAUCUCGGCCAAAAUGCUCCUUAUGGCCAUCGGACUGUUGGCAUUGUUGCUUUGGGGGCCAAGCGGCGUAUUUCUCACGAAAAUAGGCCGAUAUGUCUAG
Molecule: messenger RNA, 1359 nt
Organism: Aspergillus alliaceus
Lineage: Eukaryota; Fungi; Ascomycota; Eurotiomycetes; Eurotiales; Aspergillaceae
Product: FAD-dependent oxidoreductase
Exons: 3
Coding region: 1-1359 (452 amino acids)
Molecular function (GO): FAD binding
Source: RefSeq, a predicted model, not a curated record